GGAGGAGGACAAUGGGGGCCGGUGGGGUUUCCCCCCAAGCCCUGCUGUGGCUCAACCUGUUCGGCUUCAUCUCUCUUGGGUCGCCCCUCAACCCGGACGACCCCAACGUGUGCAGCCACUGGGAGAGCUAUGCAGUGACUGUCCAGGAGUCCUACGCUCACCCGUUCGACCAGGUCUACUACACCCGCUGCACCGACAUCCUCAACUGGUUCAAAUGCACCAGACACAGGAUCAGCUAUAAGACGGCCUACAGGAGAGGAGUGAGGACGAUGUACAGGCGGCGCUCUCAGUGCUGUCCGGGCUUCUUUGAAAGUGGAGACCUGUGUUCCUUAUACCAGAUGGAGAUGCAGUUGGUUAGUAUGCUCUCCAUCGUGCUCUGUAUAGAAGGUGGCGAGGACAGCGUUUACCAGGGCAGGGACGAAGCAGGAUGA
Molecule: messenger RNA, 431 nt
Organism: Scomber scombrus (Atlantic mackerel)
Lineage: Eukaryota; Metazoa; Chordata; Actinopteri; Scombriformes; Scombridae
Product: multiple epidermal growth factor-like domains protein 11
Exons: 4
Coding region: 12-431 (139 amino acids)
Cellular component (GO): membrane
Molecular function (GO): protein binding
Source: RefSeq, a predicted model, not a curated record